AGUUCCGCAUUGCCAAUUUUAAGCCGCUGACGCCUCUUAAGAAGUUUGUGGGAAUCCGCCGCUGUUGAAUAUCUAAAAUUUAAGAUUUAUUUUCUCAUAAAUAUUGUUUCUUUUAGUUUGCUGUCACACGAGUCGACCACCUGCGUGGUGUAGUAAAGUGACAUGCAGGCUAUAAGAAAUAUCUUCCGGGGUGCCUGGUCCUCUGCUGAGAGGCUGGAUGACAAAACUGUGCUCAUCACAGGAGCCAACACUGGGAUUGGCAAAGAGACAGCCAUCGACCUGGCGAAGAGAGGGGCAAAGAUCAUCAUGGCGUGCAGAGACAUGGAGCGAGCACAGGCGGCUGCGAAAGAGGUCAUUGAAAACUCUGGCAAUGAGAAUGUCAUCUGCAUGAAACUUGACUUGGCAGACAGCAAGUCGAUAAGAGAGUUCGCUGAAGCCAUCAACAGAGAUGAGCCGAAGCUCAACAUCCUCAUCAACAAUGCCGGUGUGAUGGUUUGUCCUUACGGGAAAACAGCAGAUGGCUUUGAGAUGCAGAUCGGGGUUAACCACUUUGGUCACUUCCUGUUGACAUAUUUGUUGGUUGACCUGGUUAAAAGAUCGGCACCAGCCAGGAUCAUCACGGUGUCCUCCAUGGCUCACUCCUGGGGCUCCAUAAAUCUGGAAGACAUCAACAGCGAGAAGGGUUACAACAAGAACUCCGCUUACGCUCAGAGCAAGCUCGCCAACAUCCUCUUCACCCGCUCAUUGGCUAAGAGACUAGAAGGCACGGGUGUGACGACAUACUCUCUCCACCCUGGAGUCGUCCAGACAGACUUAUGGCGUCACCUGAGCGGCCCUCAACAGUUUUUCAUGAAGAUGGUCAGUCCUUUCACCAAAAACUCUACCCAGGGAGCUCAGACGAGCAUUUACUGCGCGGUGGAGCCGUCUCUGGACAAAGAGAGCGGAAGUUACUACAGCGACUGCGCUCCUGCAAACUGCUCAGCGGCCGGUAAAGACGACGUCCUGGCAGAGAAGUUGUGGGAGUUGAGCUGUCGGAUGCUGUCGGUAACUUGGGAAUGAGGGGACCUUAAUUCAAAAUAAAAUCCCUCAGUUUACAGAGUUUCUUUGCAAAAUAUCUUAUUUUGACAAAACAGCCAAGUAAGAAAUCAUCUUUAUAUGAUUUUUCUUUCAGUUACAUAUUUUUCAAGCUCUUCUUGACUUUAUGCAGGUUUUUUUUUAACACACUAACAUUAAGCACAUAGCUUCAAAACAUGGCAUAUUUCUAAUUAAGACAGUAUUUAAUAAAUAUAUCAUACAUAGUAUAUCAUUUAUGUAAAGCUCACAAUUCUAAUUCACAGAAAUCACAAACUUAAAUACUUUUUAAUCUAUUUUUAUAAAAGCUUAGUAGUGAAUAUUUAGAUGAAAUUAUGGUAGAAUAAUAGAAAAACUACAAGGUUGUUUUUAUGUUUUUAUGUACCUUUAUUUUCCGACAUUAAACCCAUUGUUACACUCCA
This is a messenger RNA of Plectropomus leopardus (leopard coralgrouper), 1493 nucleotides long. It is a transcript of the gene rdh12l, whose product is annotated as retinol dehydrogenase 12, like. NCBI's taxonomy places the organism in Eukaryota, Metazoa, Chordata, Actinopteri, Perciformes, Serranidae. The record is from RefSeq and is a predicted model, not a curated record.